This is a messenger RNA of Vespa velutina, 690 nucleotides long. RefSeq lists its product as uncharacterized. The transcript is spliced from 4 exons. Gene Ontology annotation, cellular component: membrane. NCBI's taxonomy places the organism in Eukaryota, Metazoa, Arthropoda, Insecta, Hymenoptera, Vespidae. Bases 181 to 690 code for a protein of 169 amino acids. The record is from RefSeq and is a predicted model, not a curated record.
UACGAACAACUUUUAUUAUUGUAUCCUUAGUACUCUUGAUCUAUUCUAUUAUCGCACUUUAUUUCCUUCACAAAGGACGACAAAAAAGAGCAAUAGUUGGUGGCAACAUAAACGUUACAUCUUAUUUUUUCAUAUUAAACAUCUAUUUCCUUCUUUUAGCAUGCAGCUACUUCUUUAAUUAUGGCAUUAGUUAUGCUAUUCAUUGCUUCCAUUCAAGAUAGAAUAGAAAUUAAGAUUUUAAAAAAUGUGGAAAUGAAUAUGCUCUCAAUGAUCAAUUCUAAAACAAUAAACUUUUCUUCAUCUACUUUGGAUAAAUUUCAUAUAAUGUUUAAAUGUUGCGGAGCAAAAGGCAAUUUGGAUUGGUGUAAAAAUGAGAAAUUUCUCAAGGGAAUCAAUUUGAAAACUGAUCAAAUAAAUUCUAUAAAUCUUUUAGGUCUUUACAUUUGCCAUAUUCCAAUAUCUUGUUGUUCAUCAUCUGUCGAUGAAUAUAAUGUAUCUGUGAUAUCAAAUAGUCAAAAGUCAUGCUCAUUGUAUCCAACACCAUGGAAUACCUAUCGUCCUGGAUGUUUAACACCAUUGAAACUUGAAGUAUAUUACAUGGGUACAUUAUAUAGAGUUAUAUGUUUUAUAACUAUAACAGUAUUGCUUUUAUCUAUGGCAUCUUCGAUACUUCUCUGCAUUUAUCCAUAA